Messenger RNA from Paralichthys olivaceus (Japanese flounder), 1368 nucleotides. NCBI's taxonomy places the organism in Eukaryota, Metazoa, Chordata, Actinopteri, Pleuronectiformes, Paralichthyidae. The record is from RefSeq and is a predicted model, not a curated record.
AUGAAGACCUACAUGUCCACACUCGGAACAAUGAGGCUGGUGUUUCUUCUGAGCUUGCUUGGUCUAAUUCUGAGGACAGAGGCUCAGCUACCUAAUGCUUGUAUCCUCAGUAAUACCAACAGGCCUCCAGAAAACUCAGACAUAACUGUAGUGUGUGGCACCGAGUACAUGGACCUGAGCAUCUACAUCUGUCCAGUUUACCAAGCAUUUUACAACGAGUCUCUGAUGGUCCUCAACAAUGAGUUUGACAAACCUGAGUGCUUUGGGACUGCAAACUGGACCGCUGUCCCGCCGAUCUUAAACUUCAAAAUCCCCUUGAACGAAAGUGCCAUCUCCGCCUGCAAUAGUAUCUUUAAGGUGACCAAUGAGGUUGGAACUGGACAGUUUGCUGACUUCUCAAAUGUCCAGUUCAUCAACAUUUCAGGCGAGAUUAAUUCUCUAGACCUGUCCGUCAGCACGAUCACCUACAGGCCGCAGAUCACAUACAUGUUCUCCUGUCGUUACCCAAUGCAGUAUGUCCUGAACAACACUGAAGUGGCUGUAUCAGGAGUCAAUCUGGCCAUGAGAGAGAACAAUGGCAGCUUCAUCAGCACUCUGAAUAUAUGGCUCUACAAAACUGAGCAGCACCUGGAAGUUCUAGAUAUCCCACAAACAGGACUCAACCUGAAGACCAAGAUCUACGUUGCAGUUACAGCCACCAAUUUAACCGACAGGUUCAACGUGCUGCUGGACAGAUGCUAUGCAACAACAAGCCCCUACCCCUCUGUAGAUACCUAUUAUGAUCUUUUUGUAGGGUGCACACGUGACGCACAAACUAAGGUGGAGCGCAACGGGGUGGAUCAGAAGGCGUACUUCUCCUUUGAGGCUUUCAGAUUUGUGGAGCACAAAAAACAGACUGUUUCCACUUUCUACCUGCACUGCAUCACCAGACUCUGUGAGGUGUCCUCGUGCAGCUCCUUCCUGCCUAACUGCAAUGGCACAAACAGGAGAAAGAGAGAGGCCCAGGAAGUGUCUGACGCCGCCACGGUCACCUCGCCUGCCAUACUUGUGGGCCAACAAAGCAGUGCUUCAGAGUACAACAAAAACAAAGCAACUGGCGUUGCUGUGCCAAUAGUUUUCAUGGGGACUGUGCUAUGUUUCUCGCUGUUUCAACAUUUACUACUGUGCUCCGGAAGCAUAUUAAUGUUUGAUAUCUUAAUUCUUUCCUUCCACCCUCCUCCAGCAGAUUUGGCGUCUGAGAACUACAGCAGCCCUGUGGUGGCUGUGAUCGUCUGCAUCGUUAUCCUAACCAUCUUCCUCGUCGCCAUAGCCGUCUACGUCAUGUUGCACAACAGAAGAAAACCACUUAUCCAGUAACAUCCUCUGACU